GAGGGCCUGAGGUGCUGCGCAAAGACUUGUCGAUGGGGCUGCUGCGCAAGAAGGAUGCCCAGGAAGAGGCCGUUCCAACCGAUGUCGACUUGGAAGCUGGUGACCUCACUGGCACCGGUGACGUCAUAGCUGAGAUCGUCGAAGCUCUUGAGCCAGAAGCGGAUGCAGGCGAUGGGGAAGCCAUCAAAGGGAAUGCUGCAAGCAAGAGGAGGAUUGGAUUCAGGAUGCCCAAGCUCUUUGGAAAGGCUGAGGAAGAUCCCGAAGACAACAAGGAGCCAAUGGACCGAAAGCGAUGGUGGGAGUUCACCUUUUCAGUGAGAGGCUUCGAGAAUGUGACGGUGGAAACCUUGAAGCUGUUUUGGACCGUGUCUUUGGGCAGUGACAAUCCCAAGAAGCACAAAAAUCGAGUGCGGCUGCAGACAAAAUUCACUUCCAUAUUCACUUUGGAGAAGGGAAAGGUGUUUACUGCGGACAAUCCGGUCAUCAUGUAUGAGCGCAAGACGUUUGCACUCUCUUACAAGGAGCUUGAGAAGCAUGUGGUGAAGGUGGACAUGUGGCGAGUAUCUUGCUGGACAUUCAAUGAAUACUUUGGCGUGAAGAAGCAGAAGCUCUCUCAAAUUGCAAAUCGCGAUCCGAACAUGGAGCUUCGGAUCCUGCGCAAGCUCUCCAGAAAGCAAAUGGCGGACAAGAAGAAAGCCAAAGCAGUCGCCGAUGUCGCGCUGUACCGCUGCACCGUCAAUUUGGAAGAGAUUUUCGACUUUGACAUGUUCUGCGAGAAUUGGACGCUGGAGCUUAGCCGUGCCAACCCAGAGCACAAGCAAAUGAAGGAGGAAAGAAAACGCCUCACCUUCACCAUGCCGCGGGACCGACGGACAUUGCCUGGGCAAAGGCGUUACCUGGGCAGGGGCGCUGCUUCGCAGACAGUGGAAUGGAACCAACAAGAUGGCCGAUUCUUUUGGCCGAGCUGCGGGAAGUUUGUGUUUCGAGGCACCAGGACCCAUUUGCAAAACUCGUAUUUCAUUGUCUCCGUCCUCACCGGCAAGCCGCCCGCUUUCCUCGCCAACAACUCGACUAUAGCAACCAUCGAAAAGCAUGCUCCUGCGCAGCCGCACCGUGUGCUCGGACGUUGCCUUCUGAAUCUCACAUCCGUUCUGGACAUGUCGGUGUUUCAAGGCAAGGUCAAGCGCUUCACCCCGAAUCAUGACCGGUACAUUGUUGGUGACAUCAAUGGCAACGUAAAGUGCAUCCUUCGCUCAAAGGGCAUGAAGGAGCCAGAACUGGAUUUUCGAUCCAAUCGCCCAGAGCAACUCAAGACAGCCACGACAGUUUCUCACCUGAAUCCCUCUGAGCGGUACUUGGUGGUCCGUGUGAAGAAGUGCGAGGCUCUGCCAGUGGCAGACUUUGAUACUGGCAGCUCUGAUCCCUAUUUGAGAUGCACUUGGGACAACAUGGUGAUUGUCUCCCCUGUUGUCAAGCAGUCACUGCGACCGGUCUUCAAUCAGAGUUUCUAUUUCCCAGUGCGAGUGGUCUUCCCAGAGAUGCGGAUGGGAUCCAAGGCUGAGAAGAAGUACCAGGAUUCGAUUUUGAAGUAUGAGCUUACAAGCAAAGGCUCAAUUCAGAUACAAGUAUGGGAUGACGACGUGACUUCCGCUGAUUGCCUCGGUGGAUGCCAAGUUACGCUGGGUGACAUCCUCAAUGUCAGAGCCACACAAAAGCGGACGCUUCUUGGUGCACUGAAGGCGGACAGACGCGAUGAUGAAGAAGAGGAGAACGAGAUGGAGGAGAAGCAGGAGUCUCACAACCAGUGGUACGAAGAACCGAGAUCUGUGCGAGUGUAUGACGGAAGCAAGACCGCCCUGGGCCAAUCUGCGCUGGCGAACAAGGAUGCUGCUCUCAUCCACUUCGAGGCUUACUUUUAUCCAGACUGGGCCGAGACUUUGCGGUUUGAAGAUGAAGUUCAGGAAGCAGACGCAGAUUCCGUUUGGGCAAAGAAGAAAGACGAGUGGAAUUCGCGAAACAGGCAGAAGGCUGAGGAUUAUGCACUGCCUUUUCCUGAUUCUAUUGGAGCUAAAAAGCCAACAGAGGAGAACAUGAUGCAGACGGCAGAUUCUUUGAGGCGCUUUCCUUGCGUAGGGCUCCAUCCUCUCUUGAGGAUAGAGGUUCCUUUGAUGGCCUUCGUGUCACCCAUCAUCAUCCCGGAGGAGUGGAGCUUUCCAGCAAAGCUCCUGGAGUGGGUGCACUGCCUGUCCUUCGAGAUUUCUCAACGGCAAGCCCGGACAGGUCUGAUUCCCAAUGAUGGCUGGAAGGAUCCGGAGUAUGUCCUGGCCAGACGGAAGGGUGCCCCCCAGGACCACUCUGUCCUGCUAUGCUCCCUGCUGCUUGGGUGCAAGGCAGACGCUUAUGUGGUCAAGGGCACCGUCUAUUCCAAAGAUCCGAUCGCGACGACUGACAAAUCUGACCAGUUGAUAGAACAUGCAUGGGUGAUGACUCGCGAGAAAGGUUGGGUCACCUUCUGGGAGCCUUGCAGCCGACAAACCUUUCACUUGCCAAACAGAUAUGACCCAAGAAAAGUGAAGCGAAAGAGAACCGACCAGCUGGUGAUUCAGGAAGAAAGGGAGGAGGAAGAGCAAGACGAAGAAGCGGAUGAGGAGAAGCAACAGUGGGAAGGUGAAGCUGAAGACUCCCGAGUGCAUUUGGAAGAUAUGGAGAGCUUGCCGACUGUUGGCCGCAUGCCAAAGCCAAAGAUGCGAGCAGACAAAGCAAAGAAGAAAGAGGAAGAACCAGGCCGAGAGCGCCUCAAGCGGGAGCUCAUUGAGCAGCGCGAGGGAUUGCCAAUAGCUCCAAAGCGAAAGAUGCUGCAGGAUGAUAACUUGGUCACCUGGUUGCCGUAUGACUCAAUUGAGGUCAUCUUCAAUGACAAGAACUCUUGGGCAAACCGGCAGAAUCAUCAUCCGGCGUGCAUUACCUAUGAUUUGGAGGAUGCCGACGAGGAUGCCGAAAACCCAACGUGGGAGCGGUUUCUCAGCUCCGAGGAUGAGCAGAAUCUGCACUUCCAGCCGAUUUGUCCCAACGUGUCCGUACAGCCUGAGCUGAAACCUUCAAUCAUCGAUGAACUUCAGGAUGAUCUUCGCACCGAGAUGAUGCAGAACCUUCAACUUUACAGGGGCAAGAAGGGAAUGGACACCAUGUUCGACCACAACGAGGAGCUCAUGCAGCAGCUGCGAAUCUUUCUGGACAUCCAGGAGCUUUGGCGGCUGAUUGACCCAGACAGUCCUGCCGCCCGCAGGGUGUUUGACGAGUACAAGGCGAUUCCGCGCGAUCUACCGAAAGACCAGAUGUCUGAUCAGCAGAGGUUUCAGCGCUUUGUCGGCGAUACGCUCAAGCUUCGACUUUGGAAUCGUCACGGUGGGCCCUUUUUUGACAACAAGGACUACGUCAAAGAGCAAGACCACCAUUGGCGAGUACUGGAAAAACUCUACAAGGAGUUCCAAAAAAAGGAGGAUAGCUUUCCAAUCAAGCGCGGGAAGAAGUUCAAGGGUUUCCCCGUGCAUUUCUGCACUUCAGAUCAAGAAAGCAUCCGCCAAUAUCUCAUGCAGAUCAAGCAGUACAAGCAGAUCAUUGACACGGAUGAGGAGGAUGUGUACUAUACUAUUGAGUGCCGGAUGAUUGGCCGUCUUAGUGGCAUCCUGUCUGUGUGGCUGUACGUCGGCAUCCAGGAGCCUCAGCGCGAGGCAGACUUCUUGGAAGAGUGAUGUCCCACUUUAGAUUGUAAAUGCACCGUUCCUAAUUUUUGACGCGCAGAUUUGUGCUUCAAUUAGGGAACGCCUCUGCGGCUGGAAACGUAGCUCGCAAGUCAGGAUAUGUGCCUGGCAUUAUUUGUAGUGCGCAAUCCGCGAAUGCUUUGCAUGGCAAAGCUUUAUCACAUGUUGAUCUGAAGCCUUGCUGUCUCACAGGCUUUGCUAGCAGAAAACAUGCAGAAAGGCCAUUGUACAUGUACAGACCACUUGCUGGGAGUGCUUGGGUACAC
Messenger RNA from Effrenium voratum, 4027 nucleotides. The record is from the annotation of a GenBank genome assembly. Lineage: Eukaryota; Dinophyceae; Suessiales; Symbiodiniaceae.